Messenger RNA from Ceratotherium simum simum (southern white rhinoceros), 1824 nucleotides. NCBI's taxonomy places the organism in Eukaryota, Metazoa, Chordata, Mammalia, Perissodactyla, Rhinocerotidae. The record is from RefSeq and is a predicted model, not a curated record.
ACCCUCCCUUUGUAUAAGGAGAGAACUGGGUGGCUGAACCCAGAGGCUCCUUCCUGGGCUGACCUUCCAGAGCCGCAGGAAUCCCGUCAUUUUCAGAUACUCAUGGCGGAAGAGGGGGCUGUCCUCAAGGUCACCAGGGACCUGAAAGCUGCCGUCUCCGCCAUCCUCCAGGGCCACGGGGCCGGGCAGCAGCCGGUGACGGACGCCAGCGCUGAGCUGCACAGACUCUGCGGCUGCCUGGAGCUGCUCCUGCAGUUUGACCAGAAAGAGCAGAAGAGCUUCCUGAGGCCGCGGAAGGAUUACUGGGACUUCCUCUGCACUGCCCUGUGGCAGCAGCGGAGGGACACGGAGCCAGCCCGCUUCGUCCUCUCACAGGACAAGUUGAAGACCCCGCUGGGAAAAGGCCGGGCCUUCAUCCGCUUCUGCCUGGCCCACGGACAGCUGGCUGAGUCACUGCAGCUCUGCUUCCUGAACCCAGAGCUCACCAGGGAGUGGUAUGGCCCCCGGAGCCCCCUGGUGUGCCCUGAACUCCGGGAGGACAUCCUGGACUCUCUCUACGCUCUCAAUGGGGUGGCCUUCGACUUGGACCUGAAGCGGCCAGACCUGGAUGGAGCCUGGCCCAUGUUCUCAGAGUCCUGCUGCUCCAAUUCCAGCCGGACACAGGGAAGAAGACCCAGAAAGACCAAAAAUUCCCCAAAGGAGAUCUCACCCUCCUGUGGAGGCCCCAUAGGAGUUCAGCCGGAGGAGCCACACGCCAGCCAAGCCGGCUGCGUGCGAGAUGCACCCAGGGAAGACCAACUGGCUAGAUCCUCCAGGUCCCAGCGACACAGACAUACUACACCAUUUUUAGAAAAGAAGAGAGAAGAACUCAGGAGCCUUGGACUCUCCUGGAGCAUGUGGAAACCAGAUAGGGAGGAGCUUCAGCAAGACCAGGGGAAGGGAGCCCCAAGGACGGGGAUCUGCCUGGAGAACUCAACACCCAGCAUCCCGGGACAGGGAGAGGGAGCCAAGGGGGCCCUGGAGGAGGUGAUAGGGGCAGAGGAUGAGGGCAGAGGGGUUCUGCUGGGUGCGGAGGGUCAGAGAACGACAGAGGGGACUCCUGAAGGGGAGGCAGCGUGGGGUCACGUCCAGAGGCUGCUGGGCUCCAGCCCCGGAGGGACAAUAGAGGACGUAACGGCAGUGAGCAGGCAGGAGUGGGAGGCGCCUAGCAUUUCGGGGAUGCCCUGGGUCUCUCAGAGUCUGGAAACAAAGGAAGGCUCCAACUCAGAGAAGCCACAAGAGCAAACAGGAGUGACCAGUGUGACCAGGAGGGAGGAGCCGGCAGAGGUGGCCUUGCAGGAUAUGGUCGAGAGCCUCAGACGUGGGCUCCAGAAGACAGAGGAGCAGGCCCAGCACCAGGAGCAGCUGCUGACAGAGCAGGAGGGGGAGCUGAAGGCACUGGGGGAGCAGCUCAGCAGGUGUCGGGAGGAGCGGGCCCGGCUGCAGGCAGAGCUGGAGCAGAAGCAGCAGGAGGCCGACGGGAGGGCCGCCAUGUAUGAGGAGGAGCUUGGCGGGCAGCGGGACCUGGUCCGUGCGCUGAAGAGCAGGGUGCUGGAACUGAUUCAAGAGAAGGACGAGCUGUGGCAGAAGGUCCAGCAUCUCUCUUCCGUGGCCCCUGGAUGCUGUGUCGGCUGUAGCAAGAUCUUUGGCCGGCUGUCUCGGCGGUCCCCGUGCAGGCUCUGCGGAGGCCUGGUCUGCCAUGCCUGCUCUGUGGACUACAAGAAGAGAGAGCGCCGCUGCCCAGCCUGCUUCCAGAAAGGAGAAGCCCAGGUCGACUGACCAAGA